AUGCGCUUCCUCGGUGCAGGAGCGUGUAGCAUCGUUUUUGCAUUGUCGGAAGAGGAGGCACGUGAAUGGGGCCAUCUGCUGCCGUCUCAUCUGCUGUGGCAACUUGCAUUGCGACUGAGCGCGCGGAAGCUGCUUAGAUGCCCCACCUGCUGUGAUGCACUGAACGACUUUAUUGGUUUCAGAUUAGGUAUCGGGUUGGACGAUAAGUUGAGGGAGCGAUGCGCCGCUGCCUAUCCGCUAUUUGCGGCUCGUUGCCAAGAAGCUCUUUACGCUGAGCUUGUCUCCAACUUCGCAGCUGACCCACGACAUAUUCAGCUCCAUGGCGGGAGAAGCACUUCUGACGGUGUAGGGACAGAAGCUAUGACAGACAGUUGGCCACAUUACUCAACUUUGGCCAUGGAAAUCAAGCCAAAGGGUGUAUGGAGGCGGCCCGCUGUUGUGGGUGUGGUCGUGGACGGUGUAGAAUAUUAUUUGCAUCCAAUCAAGCUGCGUCAGUGCCGAUUCUCGCUCAUGCAACUGCUGAAACGCAAAAGGCACAACCAUAGCACCCCGGUGUCCAUGGAGCGUCGCUGCACCUAUUGCCCAAAUCAGCUGUUGCUGGGUGAUGGGUCUUCUAUCGUAGACGCACUGCAACACCUCAGCGAACACCCCGGAAAUAACCUUGCGAUUCUUCAUGCAACAGAUGCAGGUCAAGGGCUGAAUGAGAACUCUAUUGACAUUGUUUCCUCUGUUCUGCGGCGAUCGGGGAUCCUCUCCAUAUUAGCAAAUCUGCAACUCUUUGGCAGCAGUUCCAGUUGUGAGUGGCCUGUGCUCGACAUUGAGUUGCUUUUUCGGUGGAGUGAGGCACGAAACAUGUCAAGCGUUCGUUGGAUUGUUUGCAGCACUUGCGAGGGACAGUUUGCGGCUGAAAGCUGUGCUUGUCAGAGUGAGCUUCCCCUUUCGUUAUGCAUGGAGACAUGUAGCGGUAUUCAUUUGACACAUUUUAUUGCCCCUCCAAUGGGUUUUGAGGAAUGCGUUGAGCGUUUCUACGCUUCCGUCACAGCGAAGGAUGUGUCCGUGCUUGUUGCUUUAACGAUAUCAGAGAAGGUGGAGUUGCCACCAUCACUGUCGUCACCACCAAAGUUGGGCAUGGAUGGUUCGGCAGCUGAGGAAAAGUCAGCAAAUUUAUGUAGCAACCCGCGUGUCAGGUUCAUCGAAUGCGGAGAUACACCUAAUGGUGUGACGAUUAACUUGGAGCAUCCUCAAGCAGCCAUAUGUCGUGUUGGCGUUGUGGAUUUGGACGCGAAGUGGCACAAACCCCUGAGCCGCUAUUUUGAGCUUGACCGUGAAGUCCUCGCAGCGUGGGAGGAUUAUAAAGUUGUAAGCGCACCUGAGUUUCAUUGUUAG
Molecule: messenger RNA, 1386 nt
Organism: Trypanosoma brucei brucei TREU927
Lineage: Eukaryota; Euglenozoa; Kinetoplastea; Trypanosomatida; Trypanosomatidae
Exons: 1
Coding region: 1-1386 (461 amino acids)
Biological process (GO): inositol phosphate biosynthetic process
Cellular component (GO): nucleus
Molecular function (GO): ATP binding; inositol-1,3,4,5,6-pentakisphosphate 2-kinase activity
Source: RefSeq, a predicted model, not a curated record